AUGCCACAGGCAACUUCAGCUCCUGCUGCUGUCUCAGCUGUGAGCUUUAAGCUACCGCCAUAUUGGCCCAAUGAUCCAAUUGUUUGGUUUAGCCAAGCGGAAUCUCUGUUCCGUAUUCGUGGGAUAACUCAGCAGGACACGAAGUUUGAUCACGUGAUUGCCUCACUAGCCCCGGAGUUUGCUGCUGAGGUCCGGGACCUGCUGAUGAACCGGCCGCCAACAAAUCCAUAUACUGCCUUGCGCUCUGAACUCAUAAAGCGGACGCAGUCCUCCGAGCAACGGCGCUUGCGGCAGUUGCUCACUGAGGAGGAGCUUGGCGAUAAAAAGCCAUCGCAACUCCUCCGCCGCCUUCGCCAGCUCCGUGGGGAUUCGCCCAUUGAUCCGUCUUUCCUUAAAGAGCUGUUUGUGCAGCGAUUGCCACCCAAUGUGCAAAUGGUGCUUGCCUCUGCGCCUGGAAGUUUGGAUCUGGAAGCUUUAGCCGAGAUGGCCGAUCGGGUUGUUGAAGUUGCCCGUCCACCGGCAGUUAGCUCUGUUGAGCCAAGUGUGGAACUGUAUGCUGUCGUGGAGAGCCUCUCCGCCCAAGUGGCUGAAUUGUCUGGCACCGUCCAUGCCUUAACCCAACGUGGUCGCCCGCCAUUCAGUCAACAUGGUCAGCGCUCGUCUCGCUCCAACUCACCGGCUACUGCCAAAAUUGGCACUCAAGACAGAGUUGGCACACCAGACAAUCAGAUCUGCCGUUACCAUAAGAAGUUUGGCACGCGGGCCAACAGAUGCUUUGCUCCCUGCGCCUAUCUUCAGGGAAACGCCCCCGCCAGCACCUAG
Messenger RNA from Sycon ciliatum, 822 nucleotides. RefSeq lists its product as uncharacterized. Bases 1 to 822 code for a protein of 273 amino acids. The record is from RefSeq and is a predicted model, not a curated record. The transcript has a single exon. NCBI's taxonomy places the organism in Eukaryota, Metazoa, Porifera, Calcarea, Leucosolenida, Sycettidae.